Molecule: messenger RNA, 1215 nt
Organism: Ricinus communis (castor bean)
Lineage: Eukaryota; Viridiplantae; Streptophyta; Magnoliopsida; Malpighiales; Euphorbiaceae
Product: protein TONNEAU 1a
Exons: 8
Coding region: 162-953 (263 amino acids)
Molecular function (GO): protein binding
Source: RefSeq, a predicted model, not a curated record
UCUCUGUUUCGUUUCUCUCUCUCUCUCUCUCUCUCUCUCUCUCUGUCUCUAAUUUCCGAAAAGAGAAAUCUAAUUUUUCCAUUUUCAAAAUAAAUUAACUCAUAUAGCGUGAGAUAGAGAGUGAGCAGAGAAGAAGAAAGUAACUGAACCAGGAUAAACUAAUGGACGAUUACACAAGAGAAAUGAUGGACCUGAAGACUCUUGUCACUCGAACCCUUGAGAAAAAAGGUGUUCUCGCUAAGAUCCGGGCUGAACUCAGGGCAAGUGUGUUUGAGGCGAUUGAAGAGGAGGAUAGGGUAAUCGAAAAAGAUGAAGGCUUACCACCUGCGUUGUUGGGUAGUUGCAAUGAACGUGCUAAACAACUUCAUGCUUCUCCUUCAGGGAGGUUACUAACUGCACUCAUAUGUGAAUAUUUGGAUUGGGCACAACUGAAUCAUACACUUAAAGUUUAUCUGCCAGAGUGCAAUUUGCAAAAGGAUUCUUGGAAAACUGAGUUGAAGGAGUUCAGUAGCAAGAAUGGAUAUGAUCCUAAUAGAAAUGGUGACAGUGGUCCUUUGCUUUUGGAUGUUCUUGAAGGAUUCUUGAAGUUUGAGAAUUUAUCCCAGGGUAGAGGUACUGGAAGGAGAGUAUCAGAAGCUGAGUCCUUAUCUAAUUUAGACUCGAGAAAUGUUAGGAGACCUUCUUCCUCAUCUGUUGCUGGUGGUCUACCACCUUUAGGAAGGCCUGCCUCUUCUCAGACAUCUGACAGGAGAGCAGGAUCUUCCAUGUCUGGUUACAGGAAAGAUGAAUACAAUUGGAGAUAUGAUAGUGAUGAACUUCCGGAGGAAGUGAUGCGAGCUUCAACUGCACUGGAAAACCUUCAACUGGACAGGAAAGCUCGCAAUCUAACUACAUCUUGGCGACAUGCUGGAGAUGGAAUCAGCGAUGAUGAUGGCAGGGUUGACCAUAUGUAGCUGAUUCAAAUCCUUUGUGACACUGCGCUUGUAGUUUAGUGUGUAUUAUUUCGUUUUUAAUCCAUCAAAUGUUUUUAUCAUCAGGAAAGCGGGUAGCAAGUUUAUGCAAGUCUUCUUUUUCUUUUCUUUUUCUUUUACCUUUUAUUCCCCUGAAAUAUAUUGUGAGGUGAUUUUAGUAUUUGUAUGAGCUUCUUUCCUUGAUAUUUAUCUCAUUUUACAGAAUCCAUUUUAAUAUUUCAAUUGGUAUUGCCAUUAGUUUUUC